AUGGAGCCGGGCAAGGAGCCCCGGGCGGCCGCGGGGGAGAAGCCCGGCGAGCCCGAGCCGGCGGUGUCCUUCCAGGCGCGGCUGUGGAAGAACCUGCAGCUGGGGGGCAAGGGCCGGAGCGGCGGCGGGCGGGCGGCGGCCGAGCGCCGCACUGCGGAGCCCCCCGCCCCGCCGCCGGCGGCCAGCGGCAAGGGCGACCUGCCGCCCGGCGCCCGCUGGGGCGGCUUCAGGCGGCGGAGGCAAGUGCUGGACCGCGUCUUCUCCUCCUCCCAGCCCAACCUCUGCUGCUCGGCCGCCGAGCCGCUGGAGCCGGGCGGCGAGUCCGGCUCCGCCCUGCGCCGCCUGCGGGAGCACCUGCUCCCCCAGGGCAAGGGGCCGCCGCCCGCCCGCCGCGAGGAGCCCGCCGCCGGGGAUGAGGGGCCCAAGGGCGGGAAGGAGGGGCGGCGGCCCGGGGCGCACCUGUCCCACCAGAAGAGCUCCUCGCUGCCCAGCACCGCCUGCCUGGAGCAGCUGCUGCAGGGCUCGCCCACCGCCGGCAGGAGGAAGGAGCAGCGGGCGGAGGACGGCGACGGCGGCGCGAGAACAAAUUUGGUUGGAACGAGUAAUGCAGAUUUUCCCUCUGGGGAUCCCGGGAUGUACCAGUUGGACGUUACUCUAAGAAGAGGACAGAAUUUAGCAGCACGGGACCGUGGAGGAACCAGUGAUCCGUAUGUCAAGUUCAAACUUGGAGGAAAAGAGGUGUUUAGAAGUAAAACGAUACACAAGAACCUCAAUCCUGUGUGGGAAGAAAAAGCUUGCAUUCUUAUAGAUAACCCAAGAGAACCGUUGUAUAUAAAGGUCUUUGACUAUGAUUUUGGACUUCAAGACGACUUUAUUGGUUCGGCAUUUUUGGAUCUCACUUCAUUGGAAUUAAACAGGCAAACAGAUGUUACCUUGAGUCUGAAGGAUCCUCAUUACCCUGACCAUGAUCUGGGAAGUAUAUUGUUAUCGGUUCUGUUGGCACCUAGAGAAGAACAGCGAGAAACAAUGCUAAUGAGGAAGAGUUGGAAAAGAUCAAGUAAGUUUCAGACCCAGAGCUUACGUCUCUCAGACCUGCACAGAAAAUCUCAGCUAUGGAGAGGGAUAGUUAGUGUUACCUUAAUAGAAGGUCGUGAACUUAAGGCGAUGGAUGCAAAUGGACUGAGUGAUCCUUACGUGAAGUUCCGGUUGGGGCAUCAGAAGUACAAGAGCAAGAUUGUGCCAAAAACUUUGAAUCCUCAGUGGAGGGAACAGUUUGACUUUCAUCUCUAUGAAGAACGAGGUGGAAUUAUUGAUAUUACCGUGUGGGACAAAGAUGCUGGCAAAAAGGAUGAUUUUAUUGGCAGGUGCCAGGUUGACCUGUCGACCCUGAGUAAAGAGCAAACCCACAAGUUGGAGAUGCCGCUGGAGGAGGGAGAGGGAUGCCUGGUGUUGCUGGUCACUCUCACAGCCUCAGCUGCUGUCACUAUCUCUGACCUCUCCGUCAACUCCCUGGAGGACCAGAAGGAGCGAGAGGAGAUACUAAAGAGAUAUAGUCCAAUGACGAUGUUCCAUAACAUGAAGGAUGUGGGAUUUCUUCAGGUGAAGGUCAUCAGGGCAGAAGCAUUGAUGGCAGCUGAUGUCACAGGUAAAAGUGACCCAUUUUGUGUAGUUGAAUUGAACAAUGACAGACUGCUGACACAUACCGUCUACAAGAACCUCAAUCCAGAAUGGAACAAAAUCUUCACAUUCAAUGUUAAAGACAUCCACUCGGUGCUUGAAGUGACAGUUUAUGACGAAGACCGCGAUCGGAGUGCUGACUUCCUAGGCAAAGUUGCUAUACCGUUGCUGUCUAUUCAAAAUGGUGAACAGAAAGCCUACGUCUUGAAAAACAAGCAGCUGACAGGGCCAACAAAGGGGGUCAUCUAUCUUGAAAUAGAUGUGAUUUUUAAUGCUGUGAAAGCCAGCAUACGAACCUUAAUGCCCAAAGAACAGAAGUACAUUGAAGAGGAAAACAGACUGUCUAAACAGCUACUGUUAAGAAACUUUAUCCGGAUGAAGCGUUGUAUCAUGGUGCUCAUAAAUGCUGCCUACUACAUUAGCAGUUGCUUUGACUGGGAUUCUCCCCCAAGAAGUCUUGCUGCUUUUUUGCUUUUUCUUUUUGUGGUCUGGAACUUUGAGCUCUACAUGAUACCACUGGCUUUGUUGUUGCUGCUGGCAUGGAACUACUUCUUGAUUGUAUCAGGGAAAGAUAACAGGCAACAUGAUACGGUAGUGGAGGACAUGCUAGAGGACGAGGAAGAAGAGGAUGACAGAGAUGACAAGGACAGUGAAAAAAAAGGAUUUAUGAAUAGACUUUAUGCCAUCCAGGAGGUGUGUGUCAGCGUCCAGAAUAUCCUUGAUGAAGUGGCUUCCUUCGGAGAGCGGAUCAAGAAUACAUUCAACUGGACUGUCCCAUUCCUGAGCUGGCUGGCGAUUGUUGCCCUCUCCGUCUUCACCAUCAUUCUGUAUUUCAUUCCACUGAGAUACAUUGUCCUUGUCUGGGGCAUCAAUAAAUUUACAAAGAAGCUUCGAAGUCCAUAUGCAAUUGAUAACAACGAGCUACUUGACUUUCUGUCCAGAGUCCCUUCAGAUGUGCAAGUGGUGCAGUACCAUGAACUGAAACAAGAUCCCAGUCACAGCCCGAGCAAGAGGAAGAAAAACAAUCCUGGCUAG
Molecule: messenger RNA, 2712 nt
Organism: Gavia stellata (red-throated loon)
Lineage: Eukaryota; Metazoa; Chordata; Aves; Gaviiformes; Gaviidae
Gene: MCTP1
Product: multiple C2 and transmembrane domain containing 1
Exons: 21
Coding region: 1-2712 (903 amino acids)
Biological process (GO): regulation of neurotransmitter secretion
Cellular component (GO): synaptic vesicle membrane
Molecular function (GO): calcium ion binding
Source: RefSeq, a predicted model, not a curated record